Molecule: messenger RNA, 1443 nt
Organism: Aspergillus puulaauensis
Lineage: Eukaryota; Fungi; Ascomycota; Eurotiomycetes; Eurotiales; Aspergillaceae
Product: LLM class flavin-dependent oxidoreductase
Exons: 4
Coding region: 1-1443 (480 amino acids)
Molecular function (GO): oxidoreductase activity, acting on paired donors, with incorporation or reduction of molecular oxygen; monooxygenase activity
Source: RefSeq, a predicted model, not a curated record
AUGUCCGGCAACGCCGCCAACAAUGUGGACCUAUCUAGGAAGCAGAUACUCCUGAAUGCCUUCGACAUGUCCACCGUUGGGCACCUGUCUCCCGGGCAGUGGAAGGAUCCAGAUGAUCGGUCGGCGACAAAGCGUAGUCUUGAUUAUUGGACCAACCUUGCCAAGCUGCUGGAGAGAGGGAACUUCAACGCUCUAUUCCUGGCGGAUGUGCUAGGGGGAUAUGACACGUAUGAGUCCAAAGCGGACAAUGCAAUUCGAAGAGCUGCCCAGUGGCCCAUGACUGAUCCUGUUAUACCGAUUUCUGCCAUGGCUGCCGUGACCAAGAACCUUGCAUUUGCCAUAACUUCGUCGACUUCGUUUGAAGCCCCCUUCGUGCUUGCAAAGCGGUUUGCCACGCUUGACCAUCUCACUAAUGGCCGGAUCGGGUGGAAUAUCGUCACGUCAUGGAACAAAACGACGUUCAAGGCCCUUGGGUUCCCACAGGGGAUUGAGCAUGACGAACGUUACGCCCAGGCACAGGAGUACCUCCGUGCGUUGUACAAACUCUGGGAGGGGUCCUGGGCAGACGAUGCCCUCUCCCCGGAUCCAGAGAGAGAUGUCUAUGUCAAUCCAGAGAAAGUCCGCCAGAUCAACCACAGCGGCAAAUACUACCAUCUCGAGUCCAGAUUUAUUGUCGACCCAUCACCGCAGCGAACACCAUUCCUCUUCCAGGCCGGAACGUCCUCUGCAGGGUCCGCCUUUGCAGCAACCCAUGCAGAAGCUAUCUUCGUCUCAUCACAUUCUCCAGAAGUGCUGCGACCCAAGAUAGACAAGAUCCGAGGCCAGGCCGCCGAACUGGGCCGUGAUCCGCGAUCUUUGAAAUUCUUCGCUACUUUGACUCCCAUAAUCGGCAGAACAGACGAGGAGGCCCGCGAGAAACACGAUCGGGCCCGGAAAUAUGCAUCGACAGUUGGAGCCUUGGCCCUAUUCAGUGGCUGGUCGGGGAUUGACAUGUCUAAGAUCCCAAUAGAUCAGGAGAUCAGUACAGCAGAUUCGGAAGAAGCAUUCAAGGUUACAAGCACAUUGUCGUCGCUUUCUGCGAACAGCGUUGAUAUCCCACGUUGGACUCCGCGUCUGGUGGCUGAACAUGUGUCCUUGGGGGGCCUUGGACCUCUGGUUGUUGGCUCGCCGUCCACAGUUGCAGAUACAAUGGAGCGAUGGAUGAGUGAGGCUGGUCUGGAUGGCUUCAAUAUUGGCUACGUGACGACCCCUGGCACAUUCGAGGAUGUGGUUGAUCUGCUGAUCCCUGAGCUUCAGCGCCGUGGAGUAUAUCCAUCUCAGGCGAAGGAGGGGCUCACGGCGCGGGAGAAGAUCUAUGGACAGGGACAAAGCAAGCUAAGAGACGAUCAUAUUGGAAGUAGAUAUAAAUACGAUGUAUACAAGGAGGACCAAAGUGGUGGGUAG